Molecule: messenger RNA, 2168 nt
Organism: Thamnophis sirtalis
Lineage: Eukaryota; Metazoa; Chordata; Lepidosauria; Squamata; Natricidae
Product: acyl-CoA (8-3)-desaturase
Biological process (GO): lipid metabolic process
Cellular component (GO): membrane
Molecular function (GO): oxidoreductase activity, acting on paired donors, with oxidation of a pair of donors resulting in the reduction of molecular oxygen to two molecules of water
Source: RefSeq, a predicted model, not a curated record
GGCUGAUCGUUCGGUAGGGGACGGCGCUCAGUCCGCCCGGACCACUGGCUGCAAGAGAGAGCGAGAGCUACUCUCGGUUCCUUGAGGCUGAUGCUGGUGGGAUGGAUUCCGCUCCGAGGUUCUUUAGCUGGGACGAGAUCAAGUCGUGCCGGGCGCCGGAGCGAUGGCUGGUGAUUGACAGGAAGGUCUACGACAUCAGCCAGUUCCACAAAAGGCAUCCGGGGGGUUCCCGCGUGAUCAGCCAUUAUGCUGGACAAGACGCCACGGAUCCUUUCACAGCAUUCCAUUUGGACAAGAAUCUAGUGAGAAAAUACUUGAAGCCUUUAUUCAUUGGGGAGCUUGCAGCAGAUCAGCCCAGUUUUGAACCCAACAAAAAUAAAGAACUUGUGGAAGACUUCCGUGAGCUCCGUGCCACUGUUGAAAAGAUGGGACUACUGAAUUCCAAUCACCUCUUCUUCCUCCUCUCCUUUCUUCACAUCUUGCUGCUGGAUGUAUUAGCCUGGCUCAAUAUGUGGUAUUUUGGAACAUCCUUGGUGCCAUUCCUCAUCACUGCUUUGCUACUUGGGACUGUCCAGACCCAAGCCGGUUGGCUACAGCAUGAUUUUGGACAUCUUUCUGUCUUUGGCAAGUCUAAAUGGAACCACUGGAUUCACAAAUUUGUGAUUGGACAUUUGAAGGGAGCACCAGCCAGCUGGUGGAAUCACUGGCACUUCCAGCAUCAUGCAAAGCCUAACUGCUUUCGCAAGGAUCCUGAUCUCAACAUGCAUCCUUUGUUAUUUGCCCUGGGAAAGAUACUCUCUGUGGAGCUUGGCAUAAAGAAAAAGAAGUUCAUGCCAUACAAUCACCAGCACAAAUACUUCUUUCUCCUUGGUCCACCAGCUUUGGUGCCUUUCUACCUGCAGUGGUAUGUUUUCUACUUCGUUGUUCGGCGCAAAAAUUGGGUGGAUUUGGCUUGGAUGGUGACCUUCUAUCUUCGGUUUUUCAUAACAUACUCAUUUCUAUUAGAUCUCAAGAGCCUCUUGUGUCUUUUUCUCCUGCUGAGAAUCAUAGAAAGUCACUGGUUUGUCUGGGUGACACAAAUGAACCACAUCCCAAUGGCCAUUGAUUAUGAUAAGAACAUGGACUGGGUUUCAAUGCAGCUUCAGGCAACAUGCAAUGUAAACCAGUCCUUAUUCAACGACUGGUUUACAGGCCACCUCAACUUCCAAAUUGAGCAUCACCUUUUUCCCACCAUGCCUCGACAUAAUUACUGGAAGGUGACCCCCUUGGUGAAGUCCAUUUGUGAAAAGCAUGGCGUUCAGUAUCAAUCUAAGCCUUUAUUCACAGCCUUUGCAGAUGUUGUAUGCUCUCUCAAGGAAUCAGGGCAGCUCUGGUUGGAUGCCUACUUGCACCAGUAGGAGCCAAACACCAUCCCUCAUGGGACAUCCUCGUCACCUCUGCAAUUGAAGAAAGCAAGUGCCUGGUUCAGUUGGAGAAGAUUACCCUUGUGAACUGAAUUCUGAAGCCCGGUGUUACCGCUCCAAACAUUCUCAUCUUUCCCUUUUUAACUUGUGUAUCUACCAUCUCUCCUUUCUGUCUGAGGACCUGAAAGUUUGUUCAAAAAUACAUAUUCUUCAGCCUUCAGGACCAGAAAGCAACACCAGGAAAGGCCUUCACUGCCACUUCACUAAACUUGGUGUUUAGCAAAAAACAACAGCAACCCACUACCUUAGUUGCCUAUUCAUUAUGGAGCACAAGAGCCUAUUUUGUGGAAGCAGUUGAAAGGAGAGAACCUGGAAAGAGAAAUUCAGGCGCUGGGAAUAGAAACUCCUGGUAGGGGAAAUUCAAACUGGGCCAUAGCUUAGCACUGUAGAAGUUUGGAGAAGGAAGAAACAAAGGAGAGGCUGAGAGCCUUGAUCGAAAUAAAUCAGUCAGUUCCUGGAUGUAAUUCACAAGUACUAGAUAAUAGUUAGGCAAGCUUUUCUAUGGGGAGGAAAAGAGGAUUAUCUUUUGUGCCACAACUCCCUGACAUUCCUGGAUGUACUUUACUUAAAAGGAUAAAGAAUAUAAUAUAAUUAUCCACUUGCCUCUUCUAUAAGUGUAUAAGACAAAUUAGUGAAAGGAGACUAAUGAAUGUUGAUGGACUUAUUAUUAAUUAUUAGUGCAAGUAAUUGCUGUUUAUUCUUUGG